GUCCCGAGCAGUGCUGGGAAGUAUAGGCUGUGUUGUCACGCCGGUGUCAGUCUGAUGAAGAUUGGCAUCAGGUGAAGUCUGGAGCCGAACUUUAAGGCUUUCUGUUCUCCAUGCUGCUCACUAGAAAAGAAGCUGUGAACUGUGCUCUGGCUACAGCUGACAGGAAGCAUUUCUGGCCCAGCUGGAAGUGAGAAGAGGGGGUGAGCCUUCCAAAGACUAUCCCAGAGCCUGUGGGAUCACCCAACAAUCCUCCAUGUGAAUCAAUCCCAUGAUGCAACAUGCCUCCCCAGCCCCAGCUCUGACAAUGAUGGCCACGCAGAAUGUCCCUCCCCCACCCUACCAGGACAGCCCUCAGAUGACGGCAACUGCUCAGCCACCCUCCAAGGCUCAGGCUGUCCACAUCUCUGCAUCCUCAGCUACUGCCAGCACACCUGUGCCCAGCGCCCCCAUUGACCCCCAGGCCCAGCUGGAGGCUGACAAGCGAGCUGUGUACAGGCACCCUCUUUUCCCGCUGCUGACGCUGCUGUUUGAGAAAUGUGAACAGGCUACCCAGGGCUCUGAGUGCAUCACCUCAGCCAGCUUUGAUGUAGACAUCGAGAACUUUGUCCACCAGCAGGAGCAGGAGCACAAACCCUUCUUCAGCGAUGACCCAGAACUGGACAAUCUGAUGGUGAAGGCAAUCCAAGUCUUGAGGAUUCACCUGCUGGAGUUAGAGAAAGUCAAUGAACUCUGCAAGGACUUUUGCAACCGUUACAUCACCUGCCUCAAAACCAAGAUGCACAGCGAUAACCUGCUCAGGAAUGAUCUUGGGGGACCCUACUCCCCCAACCAGCCCUCCAUAAACCUUCACUCACAGGACCUCCUGCAGAAUUCCCCCAAUUCCAUGUCUGGAGUCUCCAAUAACCCCCAGGGAAUUGUGGUCCCAGCCUCAGCACUCCAGCAGGGCAACAUCGCCAUGACAACCGUCAACUCACAAGUUGUGUCAGGUGGAGCCUUAUACCAACCGGUUACCAUGGUAACCUCCCAGGGUCAGGUGGUCACCCAAGCAAUCCCCCAGGGAGCCAUCCAGAUCCAGAACACACAGGUUAACCUUGACCUCACCUCCCUCCUGGACAAUGAGGAUAAGAAGUCCAAGAACAAACGAGGAGUCCUGCCCAAGCAUGCCACCAAUAUAAUGCGUUCUUGGCUCUUUCAGCAUCUCAUGCAUCCCUACCCCACGGAGGAUGAGAAGAGGCAGAUUGCAGCCCAGACAAACCUCACCCUCCUGCAAGUAAACAACUGGUUCAUCAAUGCCCGGAGGCGCAUCCUGCAGCCCAUGCUUGAUGCCAGCAAUCCAGACCCUGCCCCUAAAGCCAAGAAGAUCAAGUCUCAGCACCGGCCCACCCAAAGAUUCUGGCCCAACUCCAUUGCUGCAGGAGUCCUGCAACAGCAGGGUGGCACUCCAGGGACGAACCCUGAUGGUUCCAUCAACUUGGAUAACCUGCAGUCCCUGUCCUCAGACAAUGCCACCAUGGCCAUGCAGCAGGCCAUGAUGGCUGCACAUGAUGACUCAUUGGAUGGGACAGAAGAAGAGGAUGAGGAUGAAAUGGAAGAGGAAGAGGAAGAAGAAGAGGAACUAGAGGAGGAAGCUGAUGAGCUGCAAACAACAAAUGUCAGCGACCUGGGCUUGGAACACAGUGACUCCCUGGAGUAGUCAGGCAGCCCAGAUGGCACUGGUCACCAAGCGGAAGAGGAGUGUCUUCAGGAGGGUUCAGGGUGGGGGGAGGGGACAUGGGCAGGCAGCACCGAGGAAGUUGGGCCCUAGCUUCCCUGAGUCAGUAGCCUGAAGAAAUGCAGAGGAGAUGCCCUGCUCCUUCCCAGCCAUCAAGCUUCAGUGAAUACCCAGGUCCUGACCCUAGAACUGCAGAGUACUCCAUUUGGCGGGGCCAGUCAAGCAGUCUGUGCAGAAAGAUGGAGUGUGAUCUGGACUCAGCAAAUCCCCGAGGACAGGUGGCACACAUGACCCUGCGUGGAAACAGACUUGAAUUGUUUACAAGCCCUGCCCUGUGAGGUGGAUGGGUGCUGUUUGCAGAGUGGACCUUUGCCAGGGAACAGAUUUAGGAGGGAAAAGGAGAGGCAAAGAGGUCUGAGAUCUUCCCCUAGAAGGAUUGGGGGCAAGUGGGAGCCCAAAUGCAUACCCAGUGGCUGAAGGAGUGGGGUGCCUAAGGCAGCAACAUAUUUUGUAUACCAGAGUGGGACCUAGACUCCACAGGGCUACAGAUUGUCCCACCAGGACCCCCUCUCUGGAUACAGCAACCAUGGACUUCAGAGAGGGGGAAGGAAACCAGAAGGAACUCCUUCCUGUCUUGGAAAUAUAGUCAGUUGGUGGGCUCAAUUUGUAGGAGGUUAAAAGGAAUGUCUCCACCUGGGUUGGCUCCAGGACCAAGGAGGCAGGAGAACCUGGGCCAGGAGCUAUCUAAAGGUGACUUUGGGGACCACAGAUAUCCUUAAGUGAUCACAUGACAGCUCCUGUAACCACAGAACCAUGGUAUCCUACCUUAAAUGUUCCCACCCUCAGAUGAGCUCUGCAGAUGUUCCAGCUUCUCCAUAGACCUUUAGAGGGGUGGGGCCAGGGUGGCUUGGAAUCUUCCCACCCCACACAUCCCAUGAUAUCCCUUUCCAACCAGGCUGCCACCAUCAGCCUCCCUUCUUCAACAUAUCCUUCAGAGAAGGCCGAAGAAACUACGUAAAGAAGCGCUAGCCCAAUGGAAGCCAGGGUUUGGAGAAGGUGCCACAUCUCUCUUCCUGCCAGUACCCUAAAUGGCAGGGGAUUGGCAGCCGAGAGCCUGCUCUGGUUCCCACCCUGCCCACCACGCUGACCUACACACCACCAUUGUAUCUGGCACUGGAAGAAGUGGGGCUCCUAGAAGGCUUUCUACCAUCUUCCCUCACACAUGCCCUGCAAGCCCACCAUUGGCACCCACUCCUCCUGUCCCCUCCCACCCUACUAUGGCAGAGAAUGAUGACAGGACUGACCACACAUGUGUUUUCCAUUGGGUUUAAGUUAAUGGACGUACAGUUUCAUUUGUAAAUUGUGCAUUAGCCAUCUCCUUCAGUGGCAGGAUGUGAGUGGCUACCUGGCUCAGCUGGAGGGAACCCACAGGACCCCCUGAGGCUUCUUCCCUACCUUGAUAGGGCAGAGCAAAAGAAUAGUCACUUUCCUGAGGUGUCCCUUAAAUGAAUGUAUUUCUCCCCCAAAAGAGCUGAUAUUUAAUGUUUUAAUAGGGAUUUUUGAGAAACAAAUAACCUUAUUUAUAAUCUGGGUGAUCCAAUCAUUUUUUACUCCCUUUUGAUGCCAUAGGUAGAGGAAAGUCUAGCUUUUUUUGGCAUGAGACUUUUACAACAUGCAGUGGGAUUAAAAACACAGUUCCUCUUCUGGUUCAUUGUUCUUGUCAAAACAUACACAUACACCUCUUCCACUCACCAUCUUGACAAGCAUACAGCCUGGCCAGAUGUGUAUGCACACACAUGUGUGCACACAUACACGCCCACAUCUCUCCCUCCCAGUCCCCUCCACCUGCCUAAUGUUAUGCAACCUCCUUCUGAUGUAUCCACCAAACCAGUACUGAAUGUGGCCGCAAAGUUUUCAGUAAAUCUUAUCACCUACCACAA
Messenger RNA from Jaculus jaculus (lesser Egyptian jerboa), 3651 nucleotides. RefSeq names its product PBX/knotted 1 homeobox 2 (gene Pknox2). Lineage: Eukaryota; Metazoa; Chordata; Mammalia; Rodentia; Dipodidae. Gene Ontology annotation, molecular function: RNA polymerase II cis-regulatory region sequence-specific DNA binding; DNA-binding transcription factor activity, RNA polymerase II-specific. The record is from RefSeq and is a predicted model, not a curated record. Gene Ontology annotation, biological process: regulation of transcription by RNA polymerase II. Bases 269 to 1693 code for a protein of 474 amino acids. The transcript is spliced from 13 exons.